This is a messenger RNA of Suillus subaureus, 1461 nucleotides long. RefSeq lists its product as uncharacterized. The record is from RefSeq and is a predicted model, not a curated record. NCBI's taxonomy places the organism in Eukaryota, Fungi, Basidiomycota, Agaricomycetes, Boletales, Suillaceae. The coding region runs from base 1 to 1461 and encodes 486 amino acids. The transcript is spliced from 3 exons.
AUGGCACGCCCCUCCUUGGGAAAGGUGACCAUCGUCUUUCUGCGCCUGCAAAGACUGCCGGCGCUGGCUAUACCAGCUGUCUUGACUGCACCUGCGGAUGCUGGCGGCACAACUGCCCAGCUGGCCUCUGCGAUUAUCUCUCCCUCCGUUAGCCAAUCUUUCCACAGUCCCGCGUCAACGUCCAUCUCUAUCGGCAUAACCUACCUGUCGAUCCCUUCACAAACUGCCGUCACAACAGCCAUCGUAGUCACUGACGUCGUGACAACUACGAUUGCAAUCACUCCCACGUCCACGGCUACAGUCGUCGAGACUGUGACUGCAACAACCACCGUGGCCACCACUAGCACGCCAUGGGGCAGUCGGACAGCAUGGGCGGCUCCUCCAGACAUGAAAGACUUAUCUGCAUUUAACGUCACUCACUUCCCCAGCGGGAAGCAGAAUAUCGCCAUCAUCGACAGCAUCUCUGCACUCACCAUUGUACCAGGAGGACCCGUGUAUGCACAGGAUAUAAUCGAGUCACAGAACACGAUAAAUACACCGAACAUUACUGGCUUCACCGCCGCCUUACAACUUGUUUACCCGGCAAGCUCCGUCAACCCUGCCAGCAAAUCCCCAGGUGGGGCGGAGUUUUAUGCAUCGCCAUUGAAUCUAAGCGACGCCGAGAAUGUCACAAUGGAAUACAGCGUCUAUUUUCCCGUGGAUUUCGACUGGGUAAAGGGCGGAAAGCUGCCGGGUCUGUACGGUGGUCAUACAGGCUGUUCCGGGGGCGCUGCUGCCGAAGACUGCUUCAGCACACGACUAAUGUGGAGGCAAGGCGGUGCCGGCGAACUAUAUCUAGUCCGUCGAUUCACUCAUAGUAUCAUGCAAGGGCUGACCUUUUCACAGUACGCUCCAAAGAGAAAGCAAACGAAGGCGUUAUGUUCUGAUCCACAGUCCGUCUGCGAUUCCGAGUAUGGGCUCUCAAUCGGAAGGGGAUCAUUCCACUACAGCAGAGGGAAUUGGACAACAUUGCGCCAAGACGUCGUGCUCAACACCCCUGGAAAGCAGGAUGGAGCGUUCGCUUUGUUCGUUAACGGGAUGCAGGCGAUCAACCGGACAGACAUAUUUUAUCGUGACGCACCUCAGCAGAAAAAGAAGUCGAAAUCAAAACCCAUGCCCCCGACGUCGCCAACACCACAGCAAACACAAGGUGGCCUGCUGGGAAUUCUGGCAGUGACUGCCACAGCGAAAGAAGCUGUAGCUUCUCGACCAUCCGUCAUCCAUACGGCACGAGAAGCGCCAACGAUCCUCGUCGCUGACGGGAUCUCUGUUGAUAGUACCGGUGGUUCCAACGAUGAACCAGCGGUUGGUUUUGUUGGGCUUUUCUUCAGCACUUUCUUCGGCGGGCACGGAGACGGCUGGGCCACUCCCAAACAACAAUAUACGUGGUUCAAGGACUUCGCCAUUAUGCGCAACUCUUGA